AGCUCAAGACAGUGAAGGGUGGUGCGAGGAACAGGAGAGAAUGAGGUACAGGAACAGGGGUUGGGGAGGUUGGAGUCGGAUCCGAGUCACCGGCUGUGGAUCGUGGUCUGGCGUUGGCACGUGGCAGAAGGUGGUUGUCUUGAUCGGCUCAGUCGCGUCGGUGGUGUUCGGCAUUCUGCUGCUAUAUUUCGGUUUGCGCAUGUGGUGGAAGAUGUCCGGCGAUGACUCCGAGGCCACACAGUACAUGGUCGAACGUCUGGAGAAAGCUCACACACCUCUCGACCUGGUCAGAAUCAAGUGGGAGCACGACAUUGUGCGCCAGGAAUGCAGCGCAGAGAGAAAUCCAUGUGAGUGCAGCCUGGUGCUGCGAAACCGGAGGACGUACCGAACAGUUAUCGUCAUCUCCUUCAUCAUCUUCACCAUCGGUUUUAUUGGCCUGUUCGGCACCUGCUGCGAGAACCACACCACGCUCUUCCUGUUCGUGCUGCUGGCCGGCGCCAUGGCCCUGGUCGAGUUCGGCACGGCGGCGGCGCUCUUCCGGUCAUACCAGCAGCUGACUGUCGUCACGCCCAACGUGCGACGCGUGAUGAGAGGUCACGUGCCGCCCUCCACACAGCUCACGAGCGUCUCGCCGGAGGAAAAGGAGGCCUUCGGCAGGGCCAUGGGCUGGUUGGACGAGAUGGGCAGCCUGGACGCGGCAAGGAUGGGGCCACACUAUUUCUCUUGGGGCGAUGAGAUGCGCGCUAUUUUCGACUCCGCCAAGAAGAAGACCCUGCACAUCGCGUUCGGUGAAGUGGCGGGCCUGCUCCUCUCAAGCGACAACAGUGAAUCCAGGAAGCCAGUGAACAUGACACUGGGCUAUGAUCCACUGUGCAGUGCGGGCCGAUCGGAGCUGCGACGCAGGAGUCUGACAGGUUACCUGGCCGACACGCUGCGAGGCCAGAUCAGCUCAGCCGCCAAGGACUUCAUGGACGACUGGAGUUCCCAGGACAAGUGGAGGGAGUUGGCUCCGAAACUUGAUUACAUAUGGAACCUGCAGAACAUGUCGCUGAGUGAAAAGACUUACGAGGUGGCUAUCAAUCAGGGCUGCCUCUACACGUUCAACAUUCGCAUCCUGCGGGAACUGAAAAAGGUAGAGGAAUUCGAGUCGCUGAUCCUGACGAACGCGCUGAUCACCUUCUUCGGGUUCGUUCUGCACGUGCUGGCAUCCGCCGCCGCCCACCUCCUGGUCCGGGAGUUGCGAAAUUUCUUCGAGUCGAGAGUUGCCCUACAGAGGGAGGCCGUGGGCGAUGCAGUCACAGUGGUAACGAGCAACAACACGAGCAACAGCACCAACCAGCAGAGCAGCGGCCAGCAGCAGCAGCAGCAGCAGCAGCAGAUGAUGAUGAUGCCUAUGAUGUCUCAGCCCUGCUACCAGCAGCCCGGUCAGCAGCCCUACCAGCAACCAUAUCAGCAACCAUAUCAGCAGCCGAGUCAGCAGCCAUAUCAGCCAACAGUUCAGCAGCCGUAUCAGCAUCCAAAUCAGCAACCAAAUCAACAACCGUAUCAGCAACCUAAUCAACAACCGUAUCAGCAACCCUGUCAGCAGCCAUAUCAGCAGCCAUAUCAGCAGCCGAUUCAGCAGCCAUAUCAACACCCAAAUGGGCAGCCAAAUCAGCAACCAUACCAACAGCCAAAUCAGCAGACAUAUCAGCAACCUUACCAGCAGCCAAAUCAGCAGCCGUACCAGCAGCCAAAUCAGCAGUCUGCCCCGCAGCAGACCGCACCUCAGCCUCAGCAGAUUAUUGAGCCGGCCAGCUCUGCCCUUCCCGGACAGGGGAUCCAACGCCCGCAGCCGAAUGCUCCGCAGCAGACGACGGAGCGGGCCCAGCCGUCCCAAGGGCCGCCAGCACGCGAUCCGGCGCCAGUGAUGGUAGCUGCCGCCCGGACCUCAACUGCAGCUCUGACUGGGGAUCUGACUCCCACGCCGCUCUGUGAAGGCGGAGAAGAGAAGCGGUUUGCUCUCAAUCCCUUCAUGGAGCCUUCACCAGUCGGGACCGAGGGCAUGCCGAGAGUCCGAACUCCAGGGUACCCGGACCCGCCUCCGCCGUACCAGGCUCACGCUCCGACCGACGAGCGCCGUCCUGGCGCUCUGCUCUCCGGCGCCGGGUCGAGCCCAGCGCUGCACCAGCAGCACGCGCCGGGCAGCGUGCGGUUUGCCCCCAGCGCUGCUCAGCAGGAAGGGUCGACGCCAGAGCCAGCACCCGCUGACGGGCACGGCUGGGCCGCAGCAGACAAACCGGGCAUGUUUUAG
Molecule: messenger RNA, 2293 nt
Organism: Pollicipes pollicipes
Lineage: Eukaryota; Metazoa; Arthropoda; Thecostraca; Pollicipedomorpha; Pollicipedidae
Product: protein transport protein sec31
Exons: 6
Coding region: 41-2293 (750 amino acids)
Source: RefSeq, a predicted model, not a curated record